Messenger RNA from Limulus polyphemus (Atlantic horseshoe crab), 519 nucleotides. RefSeq names its product orcokinin peptides type A-like. Bases 21 to 500 code for a protein of 159 amino acids. The record is from RefSeq and is a predicted model, not a curated record. The transcript is spliced from 2 exons. Lineage: Eukaryota; Metazoa; Arthropoda; Merostomata; Xiphosura; Limulidae.
UUGCAGUAGCCUUUCCGAACAUGACGGGGAAGCGCUUAUCCCAGGAAAAUGGUGAUAGGAACCAGGAAUUUUUAGAAAAACUGGAAUACAGGGAUCCUGCAGUCUCGGGAAACGUGGAAUCAGUCAUUACCGGAAAAAUUUUAUCUGCACGUUGGCCUAAAAGUUAUCUGUAUGAAGUCACUAGGACAGGGAUCGGAAAACUUAGAAAGAAAACAUUCGACGAAAUUGAUAGAACUGAUUCUGGAGGACUCGAUAAAAGAACUUUUUACGAAAUCGAUAGAGCUGCUUUAGGAGGACUCCAUAAAAGAACUUUUGACGAAAUCGAUAGAGCUGCUUUUGAAGGACUCGAUAAAAGAACUUUUGACGAAAUCGAUAGAGCUGCUUUUGAAGGACUCGAUAAAAGAACUUUUGACGAAAUCGACAGAGCUGCCUUCGGAGGACUUGGUAAACGAACAUCUGACGAUAUCGAUAGUAGUGGUCUCAAAAUACACGAAGAUUAAAAUACAUUUACUGACUGUU